CUCUCUAAGACUGUCUCCAGCAUAAACUGAGAGCUGUUUAAUUGCCUCUCAGCAGAAAUGGAUGGGAAAUGCCUGAGGCUCCUAGUUCCUCAUAUCUUGUUUCCCUGGGGACAGGUACCCUCCCCAGUUGCCAAGCAAAACCUUUGCUCCAUAUCCAAGGUGAGACAGUCUCUAGAGCAUGUGGGGUAAAUGCCCAAGCCACUGAGCAAAGAUUCAGGGGCUUGGGUUACUUCUAUAACCACCCCUUGGGGCAAAACAGCGCCUUCCUACAGGAAGAAGCUUUCGGCUCAGCACAUGUGUGCUACCUGCCUUCUGCCUCUGUGGCUAUGAAUGCACCAUUUGCCCAGCAUCACCUGGGCCCACCAGGUCCUGUAUCCUUGCAUGAAACCUAAGUGAGGGGCUGCCAAGGGGAGAGAGCAGUGAAUGGCUGAGGGACUGGGACAGCUUGUCUGUACCUGACUCUUCCCCACCCAGCUUGAGUGAGGGUGAUGGAGCCAUCAGGGGAGGAAACAGUACCAGUGGGAACGCCAGUUCUGUGGGCCCCUCCCUGCCUCACCUCUGAUUGUAUCUGCCUUUCCUCCUCCCACCAAAACCUGGGCUUCUCAGGGAAGCAGAGCCAGCUUUAAGAAGGGUGGGGAUGGAGGGAGGGUAGGCUCAAGGGUGUGUCCUGGAAUGUACUUGAGAUGGGCACGGGGGACCCACCUGUUCUGGAAAGGGAUUGAAGACCUUUCCUUGGGUCCCAGACUCCUUCCCAGACAGGAAGAUGCAAGACUCCCAGACCUGCAAGUCUCAACCUGUGUGACUUAGAGAUAGCAUCAGCUGGUGCUGGAGGAAUGCAGCCUGGAUGGGCUUCUGUGGGGGCAGGCUGAGGAGGAGGGGUGGGUAGUGGUCUAGGUCCCUCAGAGCAGGAAAAAACACAUGUUCCCCCACCCAGGCUGCAGGGAGUAGAAUUUGUGGUUAAGUUCGGAAAGCUAUCUUUUCCUUCCCCCAUCUUGAUGCUAAGGCAGAGUCUGUUGCAAUAACUCCACUUCCUCUUUCUGCCCUGUUGAGCUGGACCUGGAUAUAUUUUAUAGUUAUUGUAGACUUUCUCUCUGUCCCUACCGUACUAUGAUCUCCUUGAGGACAAGAGGAAAGUGUCUUACUCCCCUUUGUCUCCUCCAUAUGUACACACAAGUGCGUGCUUUGCACGUGACUGUGCUCAGUAGAUGUCUGGAGCAGAGAUGGGCUGGCUCACACCUGGCUUUUCAAGAGCUACCCAUUUUUUGGGAAGUCUGUUAGACUAGAGUCUAGAGUCUAGUUAAUGAUUUGUUGUUUUGCAUGACAGUAAUUAUUUACUGAUGGAAGCAUGAGGGAGCCCCACAUCCCUAGUGAUAAGGAAAUAGGGGUGUAGAGGAGACAGACUAAUGAGGUUCCUUUAGCUUCGUUCCUGCUGAGCUUCUUUCAAAGGGGCUUUUGGCGGAUAGACUGGGGAGGGGUCUUUUCUGUCAGACUCACAGAGUGUUAAGAGCUGGAACACAUUGUAGAGGUUGUCCAUCCGGCCUUAAAUAUAUUUUUAUUGAGCAUGUACUAUAUGCCAUGCAUUAGUAGGUGCUGGUGAAAUGUUUUUGCCCAAGAGGAAAAUCUACUUAAAGGAAGGGUGUGUAGCAUGUGAAUGGCAAAGUUGAGGCUAAACCUUGUCUCUUGCUGUCUGCCCAGUGCCCCUUCUAUGACAUAGACUGCCUGUGUCCCCUGGGCCCUCAUCUACCUGCUUUUCCCCCUGUAGCCCUGCUGCCUCACCCCAAGCCCUGUCCCUCGAGAAGGGCAAGAAUGUGGGAGCGUUUAGCCUUGGUCAUCUGGUCUCCUUUUGGGUAUCUGCCCAAAUGGCUGGACACAUGAUUAUUUGAUUUGGAAGUCUUAAGUGAUCCUGAGAAACAGAAACGUCCCGAGGAACCAGGAGCUAAUGGACAAGAAGGCAGGAGGACUGGGGCAUGAGGAUAGUACUGGGUUCCGAGGCCUGGACGAUGACCUCUUGCUGGAGCUUCAGUCCCUGCUCAGGGAGGGGAGGGGACCGUUCCAAGGUCCUAAAAGAGGCUGAUGAUGAUGAAGAAAGGCGGUGAUAGAGAAGGAUGAGUUAUCCAACAGAGUUCUUCGGGAAAGAGAUAACUGGGAGACCAGAGUUGUGAACUGAACGCUUUGGUGGAGGAAGGAAAGAGAAGCAGAGCCAACUGAGUGUGUAUGUUUGAGGAAGGAGUUAGUACUUACCAAACAAAGUCAUUAAAGACGGUGAAAUAUCCCAGUGAAUGAGUUUUCCUAGUUCUUCCCGUCCCUCAAAACCCCCACCCCACCUCCCUAACCUCCAUCCCCCAUCAAGGAGCGCUAGGUCCUUGUCUCUCUCAUGAAAUCCUGUUCAUGGCAGUAGCAAGGCUGGAAGUCGCCACGGUGCUCCUGUCAGUGCCCCCCGAAAACUGUAUCUUUAAAGAAUUCCGUGAAAGGCUACGCCCUUUUUUCCUAGUAACCCAAACUGCGUGCGUUUCCAAGUAAGUUCUUUUUGUUGUCUAGCCUGUUUCUCGUCUCUUGAAAUUUAAACUCUUUCUGAGCUCUGAAGAUAAAGGGGAGGAGGCAAGGGGCUGGCCUUCCCGAUAGCGACUAAGCAACAGAUAGGCGAGGAACUCGGCCUCGACUGGAAAAAGCGGGGAAACCCGCGCCCCCAAGAGGCUUUAACGCGGGGAGCAGUAGGAGGCGUCCCGUGAUGAUGCAGCGCGUCUGGUAAACUACAAGUCCCAUCGCACCGCGCGGCCCGCCGGCGUUACGCAGCUCUCAGCUGAUUGGUCGCUGGGGAUAUUUGAAAGGAGGGGCUGGCGCGGAAAACGAAGGUUACCUUUCGGAUCUUUGAGAAGUGCUUAACCCGGCGGGUAAGUCCUGGACCUGGGGAGGAGGGCGACCUCUAGGGCGGCAAGGCCCGGAGGGACUCGAGAGCGUAUGUACGCACCGAGCCCUCCGGCGCCAUGAGGAGCUUCAAAGGAGUCAACUUUGGAGCUCUGCUAAGCAGCCAGAAGGAGGCCGAAGAUCUGCUACCUGACCUGAAGGAGUUCUUGUCCAAGCUUCCAGCUGGUUCUCCCAGCUGCCCAUCUGAUGCCGAGAGGAGACAAGCUUGUGAUGCCAUCCUCAGGGCUUGCAACCAGCAGCUGACUGCCAAGCUAGUUUGCCGUGAGCACCUAGGGAGCCUGCUGGAGCUGGCAGAGCUGGCUUGCAAUGGCUACUUGGAGUCCACCCCCCAGCGCCCACCCCUCUACCUGGAGCGAAUUCUCUUCAUCUUUCUGCGGAACGUUGCCGCACAGGGAAUCCCAGAGGCCACGCUGCGUCUCGCUCAGCCCCUCCAUGCCUGCUUGAUGCGGUGCUCUCGCCAAGCUGCUCCCCAGGACUACGAAGCUGUGGCCCGGGGCAGUUUUUCUCUGCUUUGGAAGGGGGCAGAAGUCCUGGUGGAGCGGCGAGCUGCGUUCUCAGCCCGGCUGAAGGCCUUGAGCUUUCUAGUACUCUUGGAGGAUGAAAGUACCCCUUGUGAAGUUCCCCACUUUGCUUCUCCAACAGCCUGUCGAGUGGUGGCUGCCCAUCAGCUAUUUGAUGCCAGUGGGCAUGGUCUGAAUGAAGCAGAUGCUGACUUCCUAGAUGACAUGCUCUCCAGGCAUGUGAUCAGCGCCUUGGUGGGUGAGGGAGGGGGUUCUCCUGGUGCUCUUUCUCCCCAGAGGGCCCUCUGUCUCUUGGAGCUCACCCUGGAACACUGCCGUCGCCUCUGCUGGAGCCGCCACCACGUCAAGGCGACCAGGGCAAUGAAGAAGGCCCAUGACUACCUAAGGAUCACCAAUCUGGCCCCUAGCCUCCAGCUGUGCCAGCUGGGAGUUGAGCUGCUGCAGAUCAGAGAAGGAGGACCCCAGGCAGUGGCCAAGCUUCUGAUCAAGGCAUCAGCUGUCCUGAACAGCUGUAUGGAGGCACCAUCACCCCCGCUGCGGGCAUUGUGUGACAGCUGCCAGUUCUUCCUCUCAGGCCUGGAGCGAGGCAUCAAGAGACACUAUGGACUUGAUGCUGUUCUGGGCCUCUUUGCUUUUCUUGACGGGUACCGCUCCCUCAUCCGGCAGCUGCAGGAUGGUGUCUGUGGGGACCCCUCCAAGCAGCAGCAGGCUUUGAUUCAGAUGCACUUUCAGGGACUUCACCUCUACUCUGUGGUGGUUUAUGACUUUGCCCAAGGCUGUCAGGUAGCUGAUUUGGCUGACCUGGCCCAGCUAGUGGAAAGUUGCAAAUCUACCGUUGUCUGGCUGCUGGAGGCGUUACAGGGCCUGUCAGGCCGAGAGCUAACGGACUACCUAGGGAUGACUGCCUCUUACACCAGUAACUUGGCCUACAGCUUCUACAAUCACAAGCUCUAUGCUGAGGCCUGUGCCAUCUCCGAGCCCUUCUGCCAGCACCUGGGCUUGGCAAAGCCGGGCACCUAUCCUGAGGUGCCUCCUGAGAAGUUGCACAGGUGCUUCCGGCUGCAUGUAGAGAGUCUGAAGAAACUGGGUAAACAGGCCCAGGGCUGCAAGAUGGUGACUUUGUGGCUGGCAGCCCUGCAGCUCUGUGGCCCCAAACACAUGGCUGAGCCAGUCACCUUCUGGGUGCGGGUCAAGAUGGAUGCAGCCAGAGCUGGAGACAAGGAGCUACAGCUGCGGACUCUGCGAGACAGCCUGAGCGGCUGGGACCCGGAGACCCUGGCCCUCCUGCUCAGGGAGGAGCUGCAGGCCUACAAGGCAGUGCGGGCCGACACGGGACAGGAGCGGUUCAACGUCAUCUGUGACCUGCUGGAGCUGAGCCCUGAGGAGACACCGGCUGGGGCCUGGGCUCGAGCCACCCACCUGGUGGAGCUGGCUCAGGUGCUCUGCUACCACGACUUUGCCCAGCAGACCGACUGCUCUGCCCUGGAUGCUAUCCGGGAGGCCCUGCAGCUUCUGGAGUCUGUGAGGCCCGAGGCCCAGGCCAAGGAUCGGCUUCUGGAUGAUAAAGCACAGGCCCUGCUGUGGCUCUACAUCUGUACCCUGGAGGCCAAAAUGCAAGAAGGUAUCGAGCAGGAUCGGAGAACCCAGGCCCCGAGUAAUCUGGAAGACUUUGAAGUCAAUGACCUGAACUACGAAGAUAAACUCCAGGAGGAUCGUUUCCUAUAUAGUAACAUUGCCUUCAACCUGGCUGCAGAUGCUGCUCAGUCCAAAUGCCUGGACCAAGCCCUGGCCCUGUGGAAGGAGGUGCUCACGAAGCGGCAGGCCCCCGCUGUGCGGUGUCUCCAGCAGACAGCAGCCUCGCUGCAGAUUCUAGCGGCCCUCUAUCAGCUGGGGGCAAAGCCCCUGCAGGCUCUGGAAGUCCUCCUGCUUGUACGGAUCGUCUCCCAGAGACUGGAGGACCACGCAAAGGCAGCUGGCUCCUCCUGCCACAUCACCCAGCUCCUCCUGACGCUCGGCUGUCCCAGCUAUGCCCAGUUACACCUGAAAGAGGCAGAAUCAAGUCUAAAGCUUCUGGAUCACACCACUGACGCCUACCAGCUCCUCUCCCUGACCCGCGACCUACUGCAAAGUCAACUUUACUGUGCCCACCAGAAGGUGACUGAGGGCGCCUCUCUGUUGCUGUGUGUGCUUCGAGACCCUGCCCUCCAGAGGUCCUCCAAGGCCUGGUACUUGCUCCGUGUCCAGGCCCUGCAGCUGGUAGCAGUCUACCUUAGCCUCCCAGCAGACAGCCUGUCCGCCUCCCUGGGGGAGCAGCUCUGUGCCCAAGGCUGGCAGACACCUGAGAUAGCACUCAUCGACUCCCAUAAGCUCCUCCGAAGCAUCAUCCUCCUGCUCAUGGGCAGUGAUGUGCUCUCGAUUCAAAAAGCAGCAGUGGAGACACCAUUUCUGGACUAUGGUGAAAAUCUGAUACAAAAAUGGCAGGUUCUUACAGAGGUGCUGAGCUGCUCGGAGAAGCUGGUCUCCCGCCUGGGCCGCCUGGGCAGUGUGAGCGAAGCCAAGGCUUUUUGCUUGGAGGCCCUGAAACUUACAACGAAGCUACAGAUUCCGCGCCAGUGUGCCCUAUUCCUGGUGCUAAAGGGGGAGCUGGAGCUGGCGCGCAAUGACGUCGACCUCUGUCAGGCGGACCUGCAGCAGGUUCUCUUCUUGCUUGAGUCUUGCACAGAGUUUGAUGGACUAGCCCAGCGCCCGGACUCUGGGAAGAAGGUCCACCUGCAAAAGCGGAAGCAGCCGGCCCGCGGCCCGCGGCCUCCGGAGCUCCCGGAGGAGGAGCCCUUCCUGAGAGGCCCUGCCCUGGAGCUGGUGGCCACUGUGGCCAAGGAGCCUGGCCCCAUAGCACCUUCUACUAACUCCUCCCCUGUCCUGAAAAUGAAGCCCCAGCCCAGCCCCGGCUUCCUGACCCAUUCGCCCACCUGUGACUGCUCGCUCUGUGCCAACCCUGUCCUCUCAGCAGUCUGUCUGCGUUGGGCGUUGGUCACAGCAGGGGUGAGGCUGGCCAUGGGCCAUGAGGCCCAGGGUCUGGAUCUGCUGCAGGUCGUGCUGAAGGGUUGCCCUGCAGCCACUGAGCGCCUCACCCAAGCUCUGCAAGCUUCCCUGAGUCACAAAGCACCCCCUUCCCCUGUCCCGAGCCACUUGAAUGAGCUCUUCGCUCAGGCAUACACACAGCUAGCACUGGAGGGGCUGAGUCGGCCAUCAAAUAAGAGCCUGGGGAAGGUCCUGGAGUCAGGGCUGAAGUUUGUGGCAGCGCAGAUACCUCACCUGGAGCCCUGGCGAGCCAGCCUGCUCUUGAUUCGGGCCCUUGCAAAGCUGGCUGGCCUCAGCUCCUGUACUACCCAACUCUUUGCAAGCUCCUGGGGCUGGCAGCCACCAUUGGUAAAGGACCCCCCAGGCUCAGAGCCCUCUAAGCCUCGGAGCCAAAAGCAUUCUGGACGAGGGCGCCAGCAGGCUGUCUCUGCGACCCCGCCCCUCCAUAAUACCUCUCUGAAAGGUCUGGAAGGUAGAGGACCACCCUGUACACCUAAGCCCCCAGGCCGGAUCAGGCAGGCCGGCCCUCGUGUCCCUUUCACCGUGUUUGAGGAAGUCUUCCCUACACAGAGCAAGCCUGAGGUUCCCAAGGCCCCCAGAGUACAACAGAGGGUCCAGACGCGCCUCAAGGUGAACUUCAGUGAUGACAGUGACUUGGAAGACUUUGUCUCAGUUGAGGGACGGCUUGCAGAGGGGCCCAAGAGACGAGGUACUGCUUCCCGGGGCCGGGGCCGCGCUAGGAAAGGCCCAAGCUCGAAGACCGAUGCGGUGGCUGCCCCAGGUAGUGCCCCUGGGCACCCUGGCCUCAGUGGCAGGAGCCGGAGGACCAAGACGGUUGCCUCAGGACAUUGUGAGGAGCUGGGCCCUGAGAUCAUGAGGACCAUCCCUGAAGAGGAACUGACUGACAACCAGAUGGAAAUGAGCUUUGAGAUCCUCAGGGGCUCUGAUGGGGAAGACUCAGCCUCAGGUGGGAAGGCAGCAGCGCCAGGGCCUGAUACGGCCAUAGGAGAAUGUGAGGUGUUGAGACGGGAUGCCAGCAAAGAGGAGCUGCCCGUCCCGUGCCCAGACAAGGAGAGAGACAAGGAUCUGGGUCCUCGGCUCCGACUCCCCUCAGCCCCUGCAGCCAUCGGUCUCUCUACCCUGGAUUCCAUCUGUGACUCACUGAGCAUUGCCUUCCGUGGGAUCAGUCACUGCCCUCCCAGUACACUCUAUGCUCACCUCUGCCGCUUCCUGGCCCUGUGCCUGGGCCACCGAGAUCCCUAUGCCACUGCCUUCCUUGUCACGGAGUCUGUCUCCAUCACCUGUCGCCACCAGCUGCUCACCCACCUCCACAGGCGGCUCAGCAAGUCCCAGAAGCACCGAGGAUCGCCCGAUGUGGCAGACCAGCUGCAGGGGCUGAGCCUCCAGGAGAGGCCCGGAGACGUCCCCCUGGCCCGCAUCCAGCGCCUCUUUUCCUUCAGACUUUCGGGAUCUGGCCACUUCCCCCAGCCCGAGAGGGAGAGUUUCCAGGAGUGCCUGGCUCUGAUCCCCAGUGGGGUGACUGUGUGUGUGUUGGCCCUGGCCACCCUCCAGCCUGGAACUGUGGGCAACACCCUCCUGCUGACCCGGCUGGAAAAAGACAAUCCCCCAGUCACUGUGCAGAUCCCCACUGCCCAGGGCAAGCUGCCUCUGAGUUCGGCCCUGAAAGAGUUUGAUGCCAUCCAGAAGGAACAGAAAGAGAACAGCAGCUGUACUGACAAACGAGAAUGGUGGACAGGGCGGCUAGAACUGGACCACAGGAUGGAGGUUCUCAUCACCUCGCUGGAGAAGUCUGUGCUGGGCUGCUGGAGGGGGCUGUUGCUGCCAUCCAGUCAGGACCCCGGCCCUGCCCAGGAGGCCUCCCGCCUACAAGAGUUGUUGCAGGGAUGUGGCUGGAAAUAUCCUGACCCCACUCUGCUGAAAAUCAUGCUCAGUGCUGCCGGUACACUCACCUCUCAGGACGUGCAGGCCCUGGCCUACGGGCUGUGCCCAGCCCAGCCAGAGCGAGCCCAGGAGCUCCUGACGGAGGCCAUAGGACAUCUACAGGGUCAGACAGUAGCGAGCAAUAGCCACCUUGUCUUAGUGCUAGACAAGGACCUGCAGAAGCUGCCAUGGGAGAGCAUGCCCAGCCUCCGGGCACUGCCUGUCACUCGGCUGCCCUCCUUCCGAUUCCUCCUCAGCUACUCCAUCAUCAAAGAGGCUGGGGCCUCGUCAGUGCUGAGCCAAGGGGUGGAUCCACACAGUACCUUCUAUGUCCUGAACCCUCACAAUAACCUGUCAAACACUGAGGAGCAAUUUCGAGCUCAUUUUAGCAGUGAAGCUGGCUGGAAAGGGGUUGUUGGGGAAGUGCCGAGCCCGGAACAGGUGCAGGCAGCCCUGACGGAGCAUGACUUAUAUAUCUAUGCAGGCCAUGGGGCUGGUGCCCGCUUCCUGGACGGGCAGGCCGUCCUGCGGCUGAGCUGCCGGGCCGUGGCCCUGCUGUUUGGCUGCAGCAGUGCAGCCCUGGCUGUUCAUGGCAACCUGGAGGGGGCUGGCAUCGUGCUCAAGUAUAUCAUGGCUGGCUGUCCCCUGUUUCUGGGUAACCUCUGGGAUGUGACUGACCGUGACAUUGACCGCUACACAGAGGCUCUGCUGCAGGGCUGGCUUGGAGCAGGCCCAGGAGCUCCCCUUCUCUACUAUGUCAGCCAGGCCCGCCAGGCUCCCCGACUCAAGUAUCUUAUUGGGGCUGCCCCCGUAGCCUAUGGCUUGCCUGUCUUCCUGCAGUGACCCCUUGGAACUGUCCUAUCGCUGACUGUUCUACCUCCAAAGUUAGAUUUAACCCUUAGGGUAAAUAUUUUUAAAUGAUUUUCCCCAGUGUUUUAUAUGAAAUGUUUCCUUUUAACAUUAAUAUAAUAAAGAUAUAUUAUUUAAA
This is a messenger RNA of Equus caballus (horse), 9456 nucleotides long. The record is from RefSeq and is a predicted model, not a curated record. NCBI's taxonomy places the organism in Eukaryota, Metazoa, Chordata, Mammalia, Perissodactyla, Equidae.